Molecule: messenger RNA, 1032 nt
Organism: Besnoitia besnoiti
Lineage: Eukaryota; Apicomplexa; Conoidasida; Eucoccidiorida; Sarcocystidae
Product: AGC kinase
Exons: 7
Coding region: 1-1032 (343 amino acids)
Biological process (GO): peptidyl-serine phosphorylation; signal transduction
Cellular component (GO): cAMP-dependent protein kinase complex
Molecular function (GO): cAMP-dependent protein kinase activity; ATP binding
Source: RefSeq, a predicted model, not a curated record
AUGGAUCUCUUCCGCCGUCUAAUUCCUACAAACAAAAAUGGAGGACCUGACCACGCCCAGCAGGGGCGUCUUCCUCCGAGCAAGUGCGUCAUGUCCAACUUCAGCUUUGGAAAUACGCUCGGAACAGGUUCCUUUGGACGCGUGUUCAUCGCGAAGAGGAAAGAUGACCCAAAAGCUCCUCCGGUGGCCAUCAAGCGUCUGAAAAAGGCUGCUGUUAUCCGGCAGAAGCAGGUGGACCACAUUCUCUCUGAGAAGCGAAUUCUUCAGAUGAUCAACCAUCCCUUCACGGUCAAUAUGCUAGGGACCUUCAAGGAUGAUCGUUACCUCUACAUAGUGAUGGAAUAUGUGAUUGGUGGCGAAUUUUUCACCCUGCUGAGGAAGUCUCGGCGUUUCGAGAAUGAUGCAGCGCGGUUUUAUGCGGGGCAAGUCACGCUGAUUUUUGAGUACCUGCACGGCAGAAAUAUCAUCUACAGGGACCUCAAGCCGGAGAAUCUUCUAGUCGAUGCCGAAGGGUAUUUGAAGCUGGCAGACUUCGGUUUCGCGAAAAUCAUUGAGUACCGAACGUACACGCUUUGCGGAACUCCAGAAUAUAUCGCUCCUGAAGUUCUUUUAAACAAAGGUCACGGGAAGCCUGUCGACUGGUGGACGCUUGGAAUCCUGAUCUACGAGAUGAUCCUUGGUUACCCGCCCUUCUUUGACGACGAACCCAUGGGAGUAUACCAGAAGAUCCUGGGAGGAAGGAUUGCUUUCCCGAAGUUCUUUGACAAAAACGCGAAAAUCCUCGUGAAGCGCCUGUUGACACCUGACCUCGCUCAACGCUACGGUAACCUCAAGAAUGGAGUGGCCGAUAUCAAGGAGCACCGGUGGUUCGCGGGCUUUGACUGGAACGCAUGCUUGAAGAAGCAGUUGCCUUCGCCUUACAAGCCACCUGUUAGGGGAAUGGAUGACACUUCCAAUUUUGAAGCGUACCCAGAGUCAACCGAACAAACACCACCUGUGACUGGUAACAUGGAUCCUUUCACGUCGUGGUAA